Molecule: messenger RNA, 816 nt
Organism: Microsporum canis CBS 113480
Lineage: Eukaryota; Fungi; Ascomycota; Eurotiomycetes; Onygenales; Arthrodermataceae
Product: ribosome biogenesis protein NSA2
Exons: 2
Coding region: 1-816 (271 amino acids)
Biological process (GO): maturation of LSU-rRNA; maturation of 5.8S rRNA
Cellular component (GO): preribosome, large subunit precursor; nucleolus
Source: RefSeq, a predicted model, not a curated record
AUGCGGGCAGAUAUAUCGAAAGAUGGCAGAAACAACAUGGGCGGCGGGAAACCCCGAUUCUUGUGUGUUUCUGCUAACAUCGCAUUUAGCCUCGACCACGAGGAGCGUACCCGAAAACGUAUUGCCCGUGAAUCGCACAAGCAAUCGCAGGACUCCCAAAAUCUCAAGGGCCUACGGGCUAAACUUUUCCACAAGAAACGCCAUGCGGAAAAGAUCCAGAUGCGGAAACGCAUCAAAGCUCAAGAAGAACGGAAUGUCAAGUCUUCAGGCGAACCAAGCGAGCCAUCGUCCACACCACUGCCAAACUACCUUCUCGACCGUUCGCAACCUACAACUGCGAAGGCUUUAUCCAGCGCCAUCAAAGACAAGCGUGCUGAAAAGGCAGCUAAAUUUUCUGUUCCCUUGCCCAAAGUUAAGGGUAUCAGCGAGGAGGAGAUGUUCAAAGUUGUCAAAACGGGCAAGAAAAUCCAAAAGAAAGGAUGGAAGCGAAUGGUUACGAAGCCUACCUUCGUUGGAGCGGACUUCACCCGUCGACCGGUCAAAUAUGAACGAUUCAUACGCCCCAUGGGCCUUCGCUAUAAGAAGGCCAAUGUCACUCAUCCAGAGCUAGCUGUUACCGUCCAAUUGCCUAUUAUUAGCGUGAAGAAGAACCCCCAGAGCCCCAUGUAUACGCAGCUAGGGGUUUUGACUAAGGGAACCAUUAUCGAAGUCAACGUGUCAGAACUAGGGCUUGUCACUACGGGAGGAAAGGUGGUAUGGGGUAAAUGGGCACAGAUCACAAAUAACUGUGAGAAUGACGGAUGUGUUAAUGCGUAA